Molecule: messenger RNA, 183 nt
Organism: Suillus plorans
Lineage: Eukaryota; Fungi; Basidiomycota; Agaricomycetes; Boletales; Suillaceae
Exons: 1
Source: RefSeq, a predicted model, not a curated record
GGAUGGACCAUCCCGGAAUUCCUCGCUCCUGAGGACAUUCGCUUCUACCAACAGGAUUGCACUCCAUACUACCUCGAUGACGUCUCCUCCAACCACAAGGAGUCUGUGGAGACCAUGCAUGAAUUGGAGGAUGCGACAGGCAUAUAUGCACGCGCUUUCAUUGCCUUCCAACUGGGAAUGAGA